Apis cerana (Asiatic honeybee) is the source of this 1050-nucleotide messenger RNA. Its product is annotated as ADP-ribosylation factor-like protein 2-binding protein. The record is from RefSeq and is a predicted model, not a curated record. Lineage: Eukaryota; Metazoa; Arthropoda; Insecta; Hymenoptera; Apidae. Gene Ontology annotation, cellular component: mitochondrial intermembrane space. Gene Ontology annotation, biological process: maintenance of protein location in nucleus; positive regulation of tyrosine phosphorylation of STAT protein.
AUUAAUAAUCUAAUUCGAUUCUCGUUUUCAAUAGUUAUUAACCUAUCGAUAUUGAUAAUAUCUGAUAAAUAAUAAGUUCAUUUUAUCAUAAAAAUAAAUAAUAUUUUAUUUUAACAAUUGAAAUUAUGGAUGAAGAAACAAUGGAUGUACAUGUAAACGACAUAACUGUCACGACAUAAUGAACUUUUAAUGACAUUGUUUAAUAGAUAAUUCUAUUUUAAUAAAUGUCGAUGAAAAAAUGGAACAGAAUUCUAAAAGUAUAGAAGAUAAUCUUUUUGACGAAAUUAUUGGACACAUUGAAGAUAUUUUAAUAGAAGAUGAAUUUCAUGCUAUUCGACAAAAAUUUUUAGAUGAAUAUUGGAAUGUUUUUGAACCCAUAGAAGAAAAUAAAUUGAUUUAUACAAAUAUAUUUAACGAAUAUAAUAAAACUGUGGAAAAUUACAUUGUUAAUUAUUUACAAAGAACUGUACCACAUUUUAAUCUAGAUACAUUUUUAAAUUAUCUAAAUAAUAAACAAAAUGAAUUGGAAGGUGAAGUUUUUGAAGUAUUAUCAACAUUUACAAAUUUUAUGGCUUUCAAAGAAAUGUUUCUUGAUUAUAGAGCUGUAAGUAAUACUAACGUAUAAAAAUGAAUACAUCAAUAAUAAUAUCAAAUAAUUUUCAGAUAAAAGAAGGAAAAGUCGAAGAUCUUAGUAGUGGAAUAUUUGUUACAUCCUUUAAACCUUCUAAUAUAAAUGACAAGGAAUCUUUUAGAUAAGAAAUUUCAUUAAUAAAACAAGUAUAUUUUUAAAUGAAUUGGAACAAAUGUUCGCUAAUUUAUAUUUUUUUAUAUUUAAUUGUAACUUUUUAAAAUCACUAUUUAUUCACUGUUUAAUUUAUGUUUAUAAAAGUACAAAAAAAUAUGUACAUUAUAUUAAUAAUAUUCUAAAAAAUUGAGGAAUUGUUAAUAUUGAUUGGUCCUUUAUGAAUUUACACAGGUAUAUUUGUUGUAUCACUUAAAAUAUUAUAUUGAAGAUAAAAUAAAAAAUAUAACAUAUUUUUUAAUUCAGCA